AUGCCAACUUCUGUGGCCAUGAGCAGUGCACCCAUCCCUCAUGGAGUGGCAACCCAUCUUUCAGUGAAUGGCCUCAUAGCCAUAACCUGGGUUGGAGCAGCGCUGGGUACUCUAUUCACAGUUGCUCGUAUCGCAAUUCGGAUAAAAUAUAUGCACCGCCUGCUAGCCGAUGACUACUUCAUGCUUCUUGCUUUGGCCUUUCUCAUUACCAACGCAGUCCUACAAACCUUACAGGCACCUCAUCUUUAUUAUAUGAUACUUCAAACCACGGAGCCCGAUAUUGUUCACCAUGGGCUGCUCUACACACGCUUCGAGUUUCCUAUCAUUGUCAUGUCUCUUCCACUUAGUCUGAUUUGGGGCACCAGAAUCAACCUCCAGCAAAAGAUCGGUUUGGCGGUUGUCUUCGGUUUCGGAUUUGUUAUUAUCGGAGCGGCAAUUGUUCGCGCUAUCGAGAUCACCGGCAAAGCAUACUCUGACCAAGCAGCCCUUGCUAUAUGGACCAUCAUUGUCGGAUGCCUCCCGCCAUUUCGAGCUGUAAUCUCAAAAAGCCCAAGCGUUACCCAGUACCGCUACGGAUUUUCUAGCGGCAAUUCGGGUGUAUACCCUACCUCACCACGCGGCAAGCUCCGUUCCACUACAACCAAUUGGAACGAGGUUUCCUUGCCUGUGCAGGACCACCGGCAAUAUCACAAUCUGGAUUACGAGAUGAAUGCGCCGCAAAAUGUGCACAUUGAUGAUGUACAGGUUGCUGGACACUCGAAGACCCGGAAAGAGAACCUACGGGGGAGGAAUCUCGAAAUUAACAUGGUACAGGAAUUUAGCGUGGUUUCCUCGCACUAA
Molecule: messenger RNA, 840 nt
Organism: Penicillium concentricum
Lineage: Eukaryota; Fungi; Ascomycota; Eurotiomycetes; Eurotiales; Aspergillaceae
Exons: 4
Coding region: 1-840 (279 amino acids)
Source: RefSeq, a predicted model, not a curated record